AUGCUAUGGUGAAAAAACACUUAGCCUUGUUAUUAUAACAACGCAAUUUCAAAAUUUCGUGUGGCUGGUCACACUGUCUCCGAUUCGAUCAGCUGUUUCUUGGCAGCCAUAAACAAAAACAACACGAUUACCACAAAAUCCAAACAAAAGCAAUCAAAACGGUGAAAAAGUUAAUAUUAGUUAAUUUAUUAAGGCUGGGCCUGUUGCUACGUUUAUAUAGUAUGGCCUGGCGUUCAGUGGGCACUAGCAAUGCGGAUCUCAUACGUCAGCUGCGAGAUUACGGCGUAAUUGCAACGGAGGCGGUGGCAGAUGCAAUGACGGCUACAGAUCGCAAGCACUACUCGCCUCGUAACCCGUAUAUGGAUGCACCGCAACCAAUCGGCGGCAGCGUCACUAUCAGCGCUCCUCAUAUGCACGCCUUCGCCUUGGAAUAUCUACGCGAUCAGCUAAAGCCCGGCGCCCAUGUGCUCGAUGUGGGUUCCGGCUCAGGCUAUUUAACCGCCUGCUUCUAUCGGUAUAUAAAAGCCAAGGGAGAGAAUGAGAAUACUCGCAUCGUUGGCAUUGAACAUCAGGUCUCGCUGGUGCAACUGAGCAAAUCCAAUCUAAAUGCGGAUGAUAGCAGCAUGCUCAACUCGGGCCAAAUGUUGAUUGUUGAGGGCGAUGGUCGGCUGGGACAUGCUGCACUCGCUCCAUAUGAUGCCAUACACGUAGGCGCAGCUGCACCCGAGACACCGAACGAAUUAUUGAAUCAACUGGCCCGAGGAGGACGCCUCAUUGUGCCCGUUGGCCCGGAGGGUGGUACACAGUAUAUGCAGCAGUACGAUAAGGAUGCCAGUGGAAAGGUGCAGAUGACCCGUCUCAUGGGCGUCAUGUAUGUGCCCCUUACGGAUUUACGUUCUUGACUGCACAAGCUGGGAUUUGGGCUUGCCAUGCUGCCGCUUGGUUUUGUGCUAUUUCAAUUAUGGACAUACUAUCGCUAGAACUAUUUCCUCCUUAUCGCAAUAGUGGCUUGCCCUCAAUAUCAAAUAUUUCUUGUAAUGCUUCCCAUAUUAAAUUAACUUAUGGAACCGAAUUAAUAAAUGCAGGCGUAUUAAAUGUUAAUUAAAUUAAA
This is a messenger RNA of Drosophila grimshawi, 1111 nucleotides long. RefSeq names its product protein-L-isoaspartate(D-aspartate) O-methyltransferase (gene Pcmt). Gene Ontology annotation, biological process: protein modification process. The record is from RefSeq and is a predicted model, not a curated record. Gene Ontology annotation, molecular function: protein-L-isoaspartate (D-aspartate) O-methyltransferase activity. Gene Ontology annotation, cellular component: cytoplasm. The coding region runs from base 222 to 902 and encodes 226 amino acids. The transcript has 4 exons. Lineage: Eukaryota; Metazoa; Arthropoda; Insecta; Diptera; Drosophilidae.